UUGUACAGGCGACUGGUUACCACGCGUGCACCAAAACCGCUACUUCUCCAACGAGAAGCGCGUAUAUAUAUAGAUAACAACUGCACAACAAACUAUAUGUUGUGUUUACCAUCUCGUGCGUAAGAUUCAGUCAGGAGAAUUUGACAGUUCUAUAUUUCCAAGCAGCGACCAUCAACGGAAUGACAGUUGCGUAUCGUUGUCUUGGGUGUGACAAACGUGUCCUGUCCUAACUCAUAUUUGUAUAUUCUCAAGUAUAGGCGCUGAUACGCUUUUUCACGGACACAAUUCUUGUUGAGGUGGCAACGUUUUCACAUAGAAAUGCUAAUGAUUCUGACUCUUUUUUGAAAACCAGAGCCGAUGUUUGGGUUACUGGAAUAUCCCUUUAAAUCAUUAUUAAGGAAAAAAACAAUUUCAGUUGCUGACGGGGGCUUCUGAUGUAAUAUUUUUGGGGGGAGAGCUUCAGUUAAUAUCUUCUGGGUGUGUGAGCUCCAAAUGCAUUCAUUGCUGGAUCGGAAGAAGAAAGAAGCCGGGGUUGGGAUCGAUCUGUCUCCGAGCUACUCGUUGCCCCAAGCUGCGAGGAUGUUCAGCUGUGUGGGCUGCUUUUGGGUCCUUCUGUCCUCCGCUUUGGUCGCUAUUUGUAGUUUCAGUUUUAUAUCACCUGCGUGGAUUGUCAAGGACCAUCUGAAAAACAAGGAUUCGGUGAGCUUCGGCUUACUUUGGCACUGCUCGGAGUCCCUGGACCAUAUGUACAGAUGCUACACCUUCGGAGGACUCGGGAAAUUCGCUGAGAUCCCAUCCAGCUCGUGGCAGACCAGUGCAGUGCUGUGUUCUGGAGGAUGUGCUCUCUUGGCGGUCAGCUCUCUGCUGGCCAUCGUCACCAUCUUCCUGCCUAGCGGUGGCUGUGAACGGAGGAUCUGUACAUUGGCUGGAUACAUGCAGAUGGCUGCAGUGUUCAUCAUGGGGUCUGGGCUGCUGGUCUAUCCCUUUGGGCUGAACUCCACCCUGGUGAGGUCCUUCUGCGGGGACUCAGACAUCUACUACGCCGGGGACUGCCAGAUCGGCUGGGGAUACAUGCUAGCCAUUGUUGGCGUCAUGCUCACACUCUUUCUACCCUUCUUUGCCAAAUACGCCCCUAAGGAACACCUGUCCCCAACCCCCCUGCCCACUCUCUUAUAGGGCAACAACUGUCUCUGCCCUCAUGCAGUCAGUCUGCCUCAGUACUUCUACUUCCCUGUAUGAUGUCAUGGAGAUGAAGAAUCCCCUGCAUCCUCUUCUUUAGGAUGUCAUUUUAAAAAGCCCUGCUCUCUGAUACAACUAAACUACACCCAGCUGUGAACAACAUUUAUGUAGUCUUCCUUCAUGAAAAAGGUAUUUCUCAAAGAUAAUUGAUGUAACAGAAUAGAAUGUUAUGUUCCUUCUUUUUUUAACCAACCGUUGUCAAAUGUUACCCUGCUAUUUUUGUGACCAACAAUCACAGAAAAUUUCAAUUUGUAAUACCAUUUCUGGUUACACUUAUUUGAAACGAAAACAACCAUAAUAAAUAUAACAUCUGUCCAAAUGGACGGAUGUAUACAGCACAUAAA
Esox lucius (northern pike) is the source of this 1583-nucleotide messenger RNA. Its product is annotated as transmembrane protein 211. Gene Ontology annotation, cellular component: membrane. The record is from RefSeq and is a predicted model, not a curated record. The transcript is spliced from 3 exons. The coding region runs from base 493 to 1176 and encodes 227 amino acids. NCBI's taxonomy places the organism in Eukaryota, Metazoa, Chordata, Actinopteri, Esociformes, Esocidae.